AUGGGUGCCCGCCUGGGGUUGGGCAAGAUGGACUUCUCGCUGUCCGCAGCGCUCAACUCGGAGUUCAGGGAGACGCGCACUAAUGAGAAGGUGGAGAUGAUGGAGCUCAACGACCGCUUCGCCAGCUACAUCGAGAAGGUCCGGCUCCUGGAGCAGCAGAACAAGGUGCUGGUGGUGGAGCUGAACCAGGUGCGGGACCAGGAGCCCUCGCGCCUGGCCGACGUCUACCAGGAGGAGCUGCGUGACCUGCGGCGCCACGUGGAGCAGCUGGCCACCGCCCAGGCCCGUCUGGAAGCGAGGGACAACCUUGCCGAGGACCUCGGCAGCCUCCAGCAGAAGUAAGGCGCUGCCCUGCUUGGGGUAGUCCUGGGGACCAGGGUGGCCACCAGGAGCAGGAUGGCCCCAGGGACCAAGGCCGUGGACGCCGCCGCCUUGGCUCGCCUGGACCUGGAACGGCGGGUGGGGACCCUGCAGGACGAGAUAGCCUUCCUCCGCAAGGUCCACGAGGAGGAGCUGCGGGAGCUGCAGGAGCAGCUGGCCCGGCAGCGGGUCCACGUCGAGGUGGACGCAAGCAAGCCGGACCUGACGGCCGCCCUGCGCGACAUCCGCAGCCAGUACGAGGCCAUGGCCGCCAGCAACGUCCAGGAGACCGAGGAGUGGUACAAGUCCAAGUUUGCAGACCUGACGGACGCGGCCGCCCGGCAUGCAGAGGCCCUGCGCGUGGCCAAGCAGGAGGCCAACGAGUACCGGCGCCAGCUCCAGGCCCUCACCUGUGACCUGGAGGCUCUGCGGGGUUCGAACGAGUCCCUGGAGAGGCAGCUGCGGGAGCUGGAGGAACGCUACGCCCUGGAGACGGCCGGCUAUCAGGACACGGUGGUGCGGCUGGAGGAGGACAUCCGCAGCCUCAAAGAGGAGAUGGCCCGGCACCUGCAGGAGUACCAGGAUCUGCUCAACGUCAAGCUGGCCCUCGACAUCGAGAUUGCCACAUACCGCAAGCUGCUGGAGGGCGAGGAGAGCAGGAUCACCAUCCCCGUGCAGAGCUUCUCCAACCUGCAGAUCCGAGAGACCAGCCUGGACACUAAAUCCGUGUCAGAAGCCCAUCUGAAGAGGAGCAUCGUAGUCAAAACGGUGGAGACCAGAGAUGGAGAGGUGAUCAAGGAGUCCAAGCAGGAGCACAAGGAGGUGGCGUAG
Pygoscelis adeliae (Adelie penguin) is the source of this 1191-nucleotide messenger RNA. It is a transcript of the gene GFAP, whose product is annotated as glial fibrillary acidic protein. NCBI's taxonomy places the organism in Eukaryota, Metazoa, Chordata, Aves, Sphenisciformes, Spheniscidae. Gene Ontology annotation, biological process: intermediate filament organization; regulation of chaperone-mediated autophagy. The record is from RefSeq and is a predicted model, not a curated record. Gene Ontology annotation, cellular component: intermediate filament; cytoplasm; cell projection. Gene Ontology annotation, molecular function: structural constituent of cytoskeleton.